Bacillus rossius redtenbacheri is the source of this 813-nucleotide messenger RNA. RefSeq lists its product as uncharacterized. The transcript has a single exon. The record is from RefSeq and is a predicted model, not a curated record. Lineage: Eukaryota; Metazoa; Arthropoda; Insecta; Phasmatodea; Bacillidae. Bases 1 to 813 code for a protein of 270 amino acids.
AUGGCUGAACCCCCAUCAGCAACCGUCUCCAUCGAGCGUGUUGCAGUAUGCAUUCCACCCUUCUGGGCUCCGGACCCGGAAAUGUGGUUCAUUCAAGUGGAAAACCAGUUUGCCCUAGCAGGUGUCAAAUCAGACGAAACCAAGUUCGACUAUGUGGCAGGUAAUUUGGACUGUAAAUACGCGACCGAAGUGCGCGAUAUACUUGUCCAUCCCCCGACUGAGGACAAGGAUGGCCGACUCAAAUCAGAACUUAUAAAGAGGUUAAGUGCUUCACAGGAACGGAAGACGAAACAACUACUGGAACACGAGGAAGUCAGUGACCGAAGGCCUUCGCAGUUUCUACAGCACCUCCACAGUUUGGCAGGAACAGUCGUUCCAGAUGACCUUCUCAAGUCAUUGUGGCUGGGUCGUUUACCACCACCAACGCAAGCGAUCUUGGCGACACAGAUAAAUUCUUCGUUAGACUCAUUAGCCGAGCUUGCAGACGCCAUCGCAGAUACAAAUCCGAGACCACAGAUGGCAGAAGCAGCCUCAUUGGAACCCAUGUUCGAGAAAAUGUCAAUCCUUAUGACUGCUAAAAUAGGAGAGAUGGCCACAACACUGCGACAGGAGAUCGCAGCUGUAGCAUCCCCUACUCGUCUUGGCCAGCAUGACAGUCGCCGCGACCGCUCCCCAUCUACAUCACGCCAGCAACGCUCCCGCAGCAGGAGUUUGCAGGGGAUCUGUUGGUACCAUCGUUGCUUUGGCGAUGAGGCGCGAAAGUGUGUUCAGCCCUGCGAAUACAGCUCGGGAAACAUGCAGGGGACUCGCUGA